Daucus carota subsp. sativus is the source of this 1132-nucleotide messenger RNA. Its product is annotated as calcium-binding protein CML38. Gene Ontology annotation, molecular function: calcium ion binding. NCBI's taxonomy places the organism in Eukaryota, Viridiplantae, Streptophyta, Magnoliopsida, Apiales, Apiaceae. The coding region runs from base 366 to 788 and encodes 140 amino acids. The transcript has a single exon. The record is from RefSeq and is a predicted model, not a curated record.
AUCAAACAAUAAGAAAAAUCAACGGUCUUUGCCGUCUUUAUUAUUUCGAACGUGCAAUCGUGCAUCGCCUCUAUUUCUAUUUUUCUUCAUCGUUUCGGUCAGCACAACACGGCAAUUCUCUGUUCCUAUAUAUACAACAUGCACACACUUCCCUCAAUUCCAACACCUUUCUGCGUCUUUCGGGCUUACGAAAAUAAAGUCGAUUCUUAUUUUACUUUUUACACGUAUUUUGAAGUAUUAUAUCCGAACACAAUUUUUUUAUUUUUUGACGAAAAACAAAAAAUUCAUCCAAAUACUGAAAUCCAGCCGGGAUAAAUCCGAACUAUCAAUUACAACCAGAGUGUGAGAUUUUUGUGACGAGUAUAAUGGACAGAAAUCAACAAUAUGAACGAGUGUUCAAUCACAUUGAUGAGAAUGGAGACAAGAAGAUAUCAGCGCCGGAGCUGCAAAAAUGCGUGGCAUUGAUCGGCGGGGAGCUGACAGUGCAGGAGGCGGAGGCGGCGGUGGAGUCAGUAGAUUCGGACGGAGACGGAAUGCUGAGCUUGGAGGAGUUCGUGAGGUUAGUAGAAGGCGGCGGACACGAGGAGAAAAUGAACGAGUUGAAGGAGGUAUUUAAGCUGUACGAAAUGGAAGGGCGGGGGUGCAUAACGCCGAAGAGUUUGAAGAGGAUGCUUAGUAAAAUAGGAGAGUCGAAGAGCGUGGAUGAGUGUAAGCUGAUGAUACAAAAUUAUGAUCUUAAUGGGGAUGGAGUUCUCCAGUUCGAUGAGUUUAUUGUGAUGAUGUCUUGAUCCAUCGUUGCUUCAUUUACACUUCUCUCGUACAUAUAGGGAUUCUCGUUGUUUAUAGUAUUAGUCUCAACACUACAUAUAUAAGUAAGCUUGUGAUGUUUCUUGCAUUGCUGUAUAGUGUAUACUAUAUGUAGUAAUUCUUGGAACAUUCUUGUAGAUCCGUUAGUCUUUCUUGUAGAUAUGCAAAUCUCGAUCAUUUCAUAUGUUCUCUGCAGUGUUUUGAUCUAAUAUGUUCGUCCCGUACGAAUUUGUAAAGAGAGUGUCUUGUAUAUUGACUUCUAUUAUUUAUUUAUAGUUAUUUAUAGUUUUAAUGAUAAUGUACGAACUUUAAGAUUGGGAUUUAA